AUGUUCUUAUACUAUGAACUAUUAUUAUCAAUCCAUUUAAUUGUCCAAUUUUUUAUAAAGAAUAAUGACAGUUUUUCAGUAAAAUUCUUCGGAAAACCUGAAAAAGAAUUACCGUCAGAAGAUUUAUACUAUAAGUUCAAAUUUGAUAAUGAAAAUUUAGCUGAAUAUAAGGAAGAUUGUAGUUCAAUAGAACUAUCACCAAAAAAUGAUAAAGUUAUAGAACUUUGUAAAAGAGUUCUAAGAUAUUUAAAAACAACUUAUGCAAUAUCAGAUCACAAAAAUUCUGAUUACGACGUCUGCAUGCUUUUGAAUUAUUGGACAUACAACAGAUUAAAUGAAAUUUUUGGAUCCAAAGAUACUAAGAGUAUUUACCGGGCGUUUGCACAAAUCCAACUCAUAUGGAAUACUUAUAAUGAAAUUAAAUUAAAAGGGGUAACUUAUCCCAAAUGCGAACCAUAUUUUGAGAUACAUAGUGAACGAGAUUGGGAAAAAAGAAAGGAAUUUUGUGAAUACUGUCUGGAUUAUAAAACAGCUCAUACACUUGCUGGUGACUUUAAGGAUAAUUAUUGCCAGAAAUAUUAUGAAUACUUUGAAAAAAAAGCUGAGCUGUAUAAACAUUUUGAGCAAUAUUGUUCUACCUCUGAUAGAAAAGGGUGCCCAACUUUUUAUGAUAAAUGUGAGAAAUAUAACCCAAAAAAUUUUUUAGAUAAACUAAGUUGUCAUCCAGAAAUGCAGAAAAAAAAGGAAGAUGCUGCUGCUCUGGCUGCAAAAGCUAGACCUACACAACACGCCGAAUCAGCAGCUGGAGAACCCCAUUCAGGUUUAUCAACAGAUGAAGGAUCUCCUGAUUCCUCAUCGUUAAUGGGUGUCAGUCCUCGUAUUGCAAAACAAGCUGGCGAUGUUUUUCUGGGCGUAAUUGUGACUUCUAUGACUUCUGGCUUUUUGUACCGAGUAAGUACAAUUUAUUUUUACUACGUAACAGUAGUGUAA
Plasmodium vivax (malaria parasite P. vivax) is the source of this 990-nucleotide messenger RNA. RefSeq names its product variable surface protein Vir4, putative. The transcript has 2 exons. The record is from RefSeq and is a predicted model, not a curated record. Lineage: Eukaryota; Apicomplexa; Aconoidasida; Haemosporida; Plasmodiidae. The coding region runs from base 1 to 990 and encodes 329 amino acids.